Lentinula edodes (shiitake mushroom) is the source of this 558-nucleotide messenger RNA. RefSeq lists its product as uncharacterized. NCBI's taxonomy places the organism in Eukaryota, Fungi, Basidiomycota, Agaricomycetes, Agaricales, Omphalotaceae. The record is from RefSeq and is a predicted model, not a curated record. The coding region runs from base 1 to 558 and encodes 185 amino acids. The transcript is spliced from 2 exons.
AUGUUCUAUGCCCGUCCAAAUUUUACUCCUUCCAGAUACAUUGUCGUAGGACUUCCGUUAAAUCGUAAGGAUCAGACUUGGUAUAAUCCGCCGAAACUCACCGAUAUCGUAGAUGUGUUGAAUAGACUACAACUGUCCUUUGGUUCAAAAAUUGUCCAAGAUCCAGAUGUUCAUGCUCAGGCUGAAAAAAGUCGACGUUUCUCAAAAUAUGUAUUUCCUCGACAGUAUGGCCUCGCUAAUGCUUCCAUGUUUGAGGUUUCGAAAUACGAGCCUUCAUAUAUUCCUGAUUUUGCGGAUCGAGAUAGUGAAAUUGAGAUGCUGGGUCCAUGCAAGACUCCAAAGAGAGUAAAGGCGGUUUUACCACUUUUGGAAAAGUUAAUAUGGAGGCACGGGAAGUGCAAGUAUCGAUUGUUACGAGAUAGGUCAUGUCCGUCGAAAGUACUAUCACAGCCCGGUACGGCUUCCUCAUUAGUCCACCGCAUUCUCGCUGAUUGCUCCUUAGUAGAAAACGAUAUGGACGGGACUCUGAUAUUGGUCAGGAUGCCUGUUCGCCUCUAG